UUUUGUUGACAUUUAUACAUUUGUGUUUAGUUUUGUGACUAUUUUAAUUUUUGGGUAACUUAAUUUUCAAUCUUCAAUUUUAUAAAAAAUGGACCAAAGCGAUGAAAUUGCAUUUAUUGCAAUGAUAAUGCAAAUGUGCUAUUGCGGAAUGAAUCUUUUAAAGAAGAAAAAACGAAGGUAGUGGGUACGUGGUAGUUUGUACCAAGAAAGAUCUACGAAAGGUUUCUUUGAAACAACUUUUCAGGUGGGGUAAAAUGUUUAAAUUAUCAUAAAAUCUUUCAGUUUAUUAAAAACAAUGACGAAGAACUAUUUUUCAAGGCCACUCGGCUAACCAGGAUGCAAUAUGAUUUGUUGUUGUCUCUUAUAAAUUCAAGCCUACAAAAAAAAUCAAUUAGAACUCCAAUAAGUCCAGAGUGUAGGAUGGUGGUAACAUUAUUGAUGGGAGCAUCCACGGUUAGACAAAUCAUCAUUGAAGUCUGUGAAGUAUUUUGGGACGUACUAUCUCCGGUUUAUAUGCCAAAUUGCAACAUGGGAGAUUGGAAAGACAUUAGCAAUGAGUUCGACAGACGAUGGCAUAUGCCCCACUGCGUCGGUAGCAUCGAUGGAAAGCACGUUGCUAUAAAGCGUCCGCCAAACUCGGGUUCUAAAUAUUAUAACUACAAGGGAUUUUUUAGUAUUGUGUUGCUUGCUGUUUGCGAUGCUAACUACACCUUCACCGUAGUUGAUGUAGGAGCUUAUGGCAGCCAGAGCGACGAUAUUUAGCCAUUCCGGAUUUGGAAAGCAAGUGUUUCUCAACAAAAUUAAAUUGCCACCACCCGAAAAACUUCCCAACUCCAAUAAAGUAGUGCCAUACUUCUUUGUUGCUGAUAGUGCGUCCCGCUUAGACAAAACCUGAUGAGGCCCUACCCUGGAAAUUUAUUGGAUUUACCACACGAGGUUUUCAAUUUCAGGAUCUCUAGAGCACGUCGAGUAAUCGAAAAUACCUUCGGUAUAUUAGUUGCACGGUGGAGGAUUUUAAAUAAAGCCAUAGAAUUUCACCCAGAGAAGGCAGAUAAGGUUGUGCUAGCUUGCACUAUAAUUCAUAACUUUAUAAAAAAAAACGAUAAAAUAUACAAUUCAAAAUCAUACUGUCCUGAAGGAUAUUUAGAUGCAUACGACAGCGACUAUGAACGAAUCGAUGGAUUGUGGCGCAGAGAAACAAACGACUUAUUAUCUGUUCGAAGAUUCGGGAGCAACAACAGGGCGGAAGGAGUAUCUCAAGUUCGAGAAACAAUCACAAAGUAUUUUUUAAGAGAAGGCCAAGUACCUUUCCAACCAAAGUAAUCUUUUAACAAACUUGUCCACAGCAAAUUUUUGCAACAAA
Molecule: messenger RNA, 1363 nt
Organism: Eupeodes corollae
Lineage: Eukaryota; Metazoa; Arthropoda; Insecta; Diptera; Syrphidae
Product: putative nuclease HARBI1
Exons: 2
Coding region: 337-762 (141 amino acids)
Source: RefSeq, a predicted model, not a curated record